UCAGUUCUUUCUCUGCUGUCUACUGACGACGUGAUGCUGAGCUCAUCUGUGCUCUCGCUGCUCUGGGUUCAGGCCUUUUUGUUUGUAGUUAAACCAGACGGUCUGUCUCAGAAAGUGAGCACACCACAGCAGUGUUAUCUCCCUCCUAUAGCAAAGGAUCAUGGGAGGGCCGGAGGAAAUGUGACACUUGGAGGCGUGAAAGAAGUGGAUCUAUUGCAGCUCUUGGACAUGCAGUCAGCCACUCACUACAAUGUCUCAACUACAGAAGAUGACCGAGGUUGUCCAGCAUAUCAGAUUGGACAAUAUGCCACCCUGUUCCUACCAACAGCUGCAGUAUUCGGCACUCUUUUUCCGGAUGAGCUGAGUGUGCUGAUGCGUCUGCGUCUGGGUCAGCGGUGGGCAGAUGAGACGACGCUAUUGGCUAUUUUAGGGCAAGAAGGGGAGGAGCUCUUUCAGCUGAAGGUGGGGCCAAGACUUUUCACUGUCGUCAGUGCCUGGGAACAACACUAUGAGUUUCCUGCUGCUCCUCUGUGGGAUGGAUCGUGGCACAGCCUCUUCCUGUCCGUCUCUCUGUCCAGACUGGAGUUGUAUCUGGACUGUUGUCUACAGGAGAGCACCCCCUGGCGCCGGGGCCUGGGACGGCAUAUCGACACUUUAGGCCUGACGCUGUUGGGAGGAGCUUCACGUCCUCACCACACACCCUUUACCGGCGCCAUCCAGCAGAUGAUCUUCGUCUUAGGAGAUCCUACAGCAGCAGAGCAGCACUGUCGGGAUCACAGCAGCACCUGCUCAGCUCUGACACACACACAGGCAGUUGGAGCUAUACACGAGGUGACCAUUCAGUCUGCGAUCAGAGUAUCAUCUGCACCAGGAAAUCCCCCCCAAGACUCAACUCUACAGGCAGGUCCCACUGAGCUGACACCAAGACUGGAUCCAGAGAGCAGUAUUUCCCCUCUGAAGUCAUAUCCUGAUCCAGAGGAUAUUAAAGGUGUAGUGACAACCCAGGCUGACACAGACACUCAGACUGUAGGCUCAACCCACAGAGAAAAGGAAAAACCAACAACUGUGAGUAAGGAAGUAAAUCAAAGUGGCGAUACUGCACCACAGCCUCUCUCUUUGACUGGAAAUGAGCAGCUUUCUAAUUUGCACCCUGACAUUUUAUGGACUCCUUCUGUCCACACACUUCAAACUGCAAAGAAUGGCUCCAGAACAAGUAACACAUCUGUCUUGGAAAGUGUUGAGACAGCCAUUUCAACCCCCAACAUUCAGCCUGAGAACCCCACAGCUCCAGGUGUCUCAUCAGGAGGGGCAGGGGGAGAUGCAGAAAAUACAAGUACACAGAGUUCUUUCUCUAAUGGACCACAGGACCAUGCUACUAGAGCUACUCUUAUCUCAGGCCCCAUAACAGAAUCAGGGUUUGUUGCUUCCAGCAUCUACCCUUUAUCUGACGGAGGAGUAAAGGAGGCGAGACAGGAGGCGAGACAGGAGGCAUCACCACUAGUCAUUAUACCUCCAGUUUCAGUAGACCCACCAGUUAAACUCUUAAGACAGAGAGAGGAAACUGUAUCACUCGACAGAGCAGUAACUGACUUUGCCGCACCUCAGACAGAUGCAGCAGCCCCAAACCUGACUGUUUUAACUCCCACACUACAAAGCGGUGAGGCACUAAGUACCAGGAACAUGGAGGCUGAGGUGAGUAAUGUUUCAGCAAGUGAGAUAAAAGAAAAUGAGGAAAUAGAAGACAGGUUGGAAACCGUUUCCCCCAAAACAGAAACACCACCACAACAACGAUUUCCUGGUGGAGAGCAGGGGAAUGGGACAGAGGCAGAUUUAGGGGUGGAUGAGGAAGUUCAAAGACAAGCAGAGAUGGAAAAAGAAACUUAUGAUAAUAACACUGACAUAUUUGGGGAUUCUAAUCAGUCGUCACCUGAUUGGACCUCCCAGUUCAGCACUGAAGACUCCUUUAUCCAAUCAGAGACUGAAUCCACACAGCAGACUGUUACAGCAGCCAAUGAGCCGCCUACAUACACGGUCACACGUCACAGGGCAGGAUUAAGACCUGGGAUCAGAAGUCAAAGUGGGUUGCAGGGUCCACCCGGGCUACCAGGACCACCAGGGCCUAAAGGAGACAAAGGCUAUCAAGGCGUUAUGGGCAGGACUGGGCGGACAGGAUAUAGAGGCCCCAUUGGUCCUCCUGGGAUGCCUGCCAUUGUUGUAUUUAAAACCUCUGAAGAAGAGUGGGAGGCUUUCAAGAAAGAGGACAUCUAUAAAAAGCUGAUUUCUUCCUGGCCGAAACUGAAGGGACCUCCGGGGCCUCCUGGACCUCCUGGAGAUGAUGGGCCAAUUGGGCCACCUGGAAUUACUGGGAAGCAAGGACAAAAAGGAGUUCAAGGGAAAAUCGGCAGUCCUGGACCACAGGGUUUGCCGGGUCCACAGGGCCGACCUGGAAGAGAAGGGACCCUAGGACAGCAUGCUAAUACAGGCCCUCCAGGCUUACCUGGAGAACAGGGUCCCAAAGGAUACAGAGGAGAGAAGGGCAACAAAGGGGAGCUGGGUGAGUGGGGUUAUCAAGGAGAGGUUGGACCACAGGGAAACAGAGGACAAAAAGGAGACAAGGGGAACAAAGGAGUGAGAGGUGUUGUUGGUGUCCCAGGCUACAUAGGACUUCCUGGACCCAGGGGUCCUUCUGGUUUUCCAGGACCAUCAGGACCCCCGGGAGAGAUUGGAGCUCUAGGCUUUAGUGGACCACCAGGCCCUCCUGGCAAAAUGGGUCCCAGAGGAAUAAAAGGUGUCUUAGGAGUUAAAGGACCUCCGGGUCAUCAAGGUGAAAUGGGUGCCAGAGGAGCAGCUGGACCACAGGCAGAGCCUGGUCCUGAUGGAGUGGUUGGGUUACCUGGUGUCCGUGGACCUCAGGGAAACCCAGGACCAGAUGGACCUCCUGGUCCUAAAGGGGACCCUGGUGAUCCAGGAGAUGAAGGGGAAAUAGGGGAACCUGGACCACCUGGACUCAAUGGAGCCAAUGGGAAUCCAGGCAAGCCUGGACCCUCAGGUGAUCCCGGGGCUAAAGCCAAAAGGGGUGAUAGGGGUGAUCCAGGAUUUAAGGGAGACCUUGGACCUCCAGGGCCUCCAGGUAAACAAGGAUUGAAGGGGCGUCGAGGCCCUUCAGGAUUUGAGGGACUUGGAGGGCCAACAGGGCCACCAGGACCUCCUGGAUCCAGUGGAUUUGAUGGCAUCCUGGGGGAGCAAGGGAAGCAGGGAAAAGAUGGACUGAAGGGAGAUCGAGGGCCAAAUGGUAUUCACGGAGUUCCUGGGCCUCGGGGAGACAAGGGUCGAGAAGGUCGAGCAGGAUUUUCUGGACUGCCAGGUCCAAUUGGAGAGACGGGAAAAUCUGGAGAGAAAGGACAUGAAGGAGAACCUGGUAUUAAGGGGAGGCCUGGAGUCCAAGGAGUGACAGGACCUAAAGGCCUGAAGGGGUUUCAAGGUCAUUCAGGUAACAGGGGACUGGAUGGACCUCGUGGAGCCCUGGGACAUAUUGGUACAAAUGGAAUUCCUGGAGACACUGGACCUCCAGGACCAAAAGGAUUGCCUGGGAAGACAGGAGCUUCUGGCCUCCAGGGACCCGUAGGGAAGAGUGGAGAAGCUGGCAGCAGAGGAAUGAAAGGGACACCAGGAAAACCAGGAGUGUUGGGGGUUAAAGGUAAAAAAGGCCCAGGAGGGCUUCCAGGAAGCGAAGGCCUAAAGGGUAAGAGAGGUGAGGAGGGAUCAAGGGGGAAACAAGGCCGCCCGGGUGAGAUGGGCAUGGCUGGACCACAGGGAUACAGAGGAUCUCCUGGUAUCCAGGGUAACAUUGGACCAUGGGGUGAGAUUGGGCCACGUGGCCCUCCAGGUGAUCAGGGGCCAAAAGGUCCAGUUGGCCCCCUUGGAGUUACAGGUUACCCAGGUAAAGAUGGACCUCAAGGACCAACUGGAUCAGCUGGUGUCAAAGGAAAUAAGGGAUCCAAAGGAGCUUUGGGGCAGGAGGGAGUCGCUGGUCUCGAUGGUGAGGAGGGUCUAGUUGGACUAAGGGGAUCUGAGGGGCCAGCUGGACAAAAAGGCAAAUCUGGUGACAAGGGGAACACUGGGCCUCCUGGAAAUAAAGGGUCAAAGGGAGCUGAGGGCAGCAGAGGCAACCAAGGGCCACAGGGAUCAAAGGGCCCUCCAGGGAAACAGGGAUACAGGGGUGCACCAGGGGACAGAGGGAAAGUAGGAGUUCUAGGCCUCAAGGGUGAGCCAGGUACCAAAGGUUCAUCAGGCAGGCCUGGACAGUUCGGACAAGGGGGCAACACUGGGGCAGUAGGGGACAAAGGCCAAAAGGGGCUCCGGGGACACACUGGCCCUCCUGGCAGUAUAGGUCCCCCUGGACAAAUUGGACCAUCAACGCCAGGUUUGCCAGGCAAGAAGGGUGUUGAGGGGAAAACUGGAAUCCCUGGACCAAAGGGCAGUCACGGUGAGGAGGGAAAGUUUGGUCUUCGCGGAAUAAAAGGAGACAUGGGCAUGAGAGGUCAAAAGGGUGCAAAAGGAGAGCCUGGGACAAGAGGCACAAUGGGGACAGUGGGGAAGGUGGGCUUCAUUGGCACUCCAGGGUCUAAAGGUCGACCUGGACCUGCUGGUCAACCCGGUCUUCCAGGAACUAAAGGAAUUCAGGGGUCAAAGGGAAAAGGAGCCCAGCCUGGAAGGAAAGGAAACAAAGGAGCUCUCGGAAAACCUGGAGAUGAAGGACCACUGGGUCGACCAGGACCUCCUGGACGGCCUGGAAAAUCUGGUCUAAGUGGUUUGGAUGGGUUGCUAGGGGUAGAGGGAAACGAAGGAGAUCCGGGUGAUAUUGGUUUCAUAGGUGCCCCUGGAGCACCUGGGAGGCCUGGUCAAGUGGGAAAACCUGGACCCCCUGGAAUCAGAGGAAACACUGGAGCACCAGGCUUCAAGGGUAAAGCUGGACCAGAAGGAAAACAAGAGCCCCCUGGACCUUUGGGUCCCAAGGGUAUUCCUGGACUGAGAGGAGAGAAAGGCGAGUCUGGAAUUACUGGUCCAAAGGGUCUCCCAGGUGUCACAGGAAUAUUGGGACCAAUCGGGCUACCUGGGUUGAAGGGGAAUCCUGGUUUGCAGGGGCUGAAAGGUUAUAGAGGUCAUAAAGGAAAGCAGGGGGUUUCUGGUCCUCGUGGUCCACAUGGGCGAAAAGGCUUCCUUGGACUCCCUGGCCAGCUUGGAAAGAAGGGAAUGAAAGGUUACCAAGGCAGGAAAGGACCGAAGGGGGUGAAGGGCAAGCGUGGACCUCCAGGAAAACCGGGUGCUCCAGGCAACCGCAGCAAACCAGGUCAAAGAAAUAUUCUAAGGCCCAAAACAAGACCCAGUGCUAUAUCUAAACUGAAAAAUGUGCCAAGACCCGGACAAAAACUCAGCCUCCUGAAGCGAAGGAAAGGACAACAAAAACGGCCCAGGCAAGUGUCCAGGAGAUGGUCUCAAGAAGAUGAAGCUGAGGAAUCCUUCAGCUGGCCUCAGGGAACCAAAGAUGACCCGGCCACCACCUGCUACGAGCUGGGACUCAUACACCCUCAUCUGAAUGAUGGUUACUUUUACAUGGACCCCAACCAGGGCUGUCCCUAUGAUGCUGUGAAGGUAUUCUGUAACUUCACAGCAGGAGGAACAACUUGCAUCAACCCUUUACAGUCGCAGAUUAAGUUAAGUUGGGAACCAGAAAAGAAGAAAUUGAAAAAGUCUGUCCAGUGGUUUAGUCAGCAACAUGGUGGAAAGAAGUUUGAGUACACUGGUGCAGAUGUUGUCCAGCUGAGGUUUCUGCGGUUACACAGCCACAGAUCUUUCCAGCACAUGACUGUCAGCUGUACAGCAAACCACUCCAGUACUGCUGGCACAACUAAUUCAGCCAAUAGGAUUAUUCACUUCCUGGGAGACUCUGGCAAAGAAAUUAUUUCACACCUUACAACAGUGCCCAAGAGAGGCUGUGAGGUGGAGGUGGUUGUGAUGGUUCAGGGCAGCACGGAGCUACAUCGAGGUGAUAUGGAGUUACUUCCUGUCAGAGAUCUGGGUAUAGAAAUGACGUCACUAUAUCCCCUUGUCCCUGAGAUCACUGUUGCUUUGGGACCCCUCUGCUUCUUGUGACCUCUGAAGAGUGUGUGUGUGUGUGUGUGUGUGUGUGUGUGUGUGAGUGUGUGUGUGUGCCUGUGCAUGAUGAAAUUCUGUAAAUAUCUCUUUUAUAUACAAAGCAGGGAUAGGUGGUGUCUAGACGUUUUACAUGAAAUAUUAUGUUAGAAUUAAUUUGCUCAGUACUAUAUGUUGUGUGUAUUUAUUGAAUUGUCACAAGCUGAAUGAAUUGUUAGAUUUUAUCAUAUGAAGCAUUUUAUGAAAUUAAACUGUUUAUAUUACAUCUCAGUGUAUUCAGUGUCCCGUCAUCCUCACAGAGGAAUAAUGUGCAGCACUAUCAAAAUAAAAUGAUGACUUUGAACGUGUGGAUUAAAACUGAGACAUCUGUUAUGUUUUCACUGCCUGUACUGUACAGUUGAUGCCAACCUUUAAAUAUUUUAUAAUGUAGGUUAUAAUGUAGAUUUUCUUUUUCCAUAAACAAGAUUUUUAAUGUAACUACAGAAUGUGUAGGUUGAGACUUUACACCAAUCAAAUAAAAGUUUACCACUGAUGACACAGGACCUCCUAAUAAGCCAAUGUCAGGUUAGAAAACUCACAGGAUUUAUAGUGAUAGUUGAAUGUUUUUAUGUUUCCUUCAUCUGUUGAGUUUUGUUACACAGUAGGAAAUUAAAAGCAUAUGUUCAUGUAAAACA
Dicentrarchus labrax (European seabass) is the source of this 6827-nucleotide messenger RNA. RefSeq names its product collagen alpha-2(I) chain. The coding region runs from base 34 to 6153 and encodes 2039 amino acids. The record is from RefSeq and is a predicted model, not a curated record. The transcript has 67 exons. Gene Ontology annotation, molecular function: extracellular matrix structural constituent. NCBI's taxonomy places the organism in Eukaryota, Metazoa, Chordata, Actinopteri, Moronidae.